Darwinula stevensoni is the source of this 855-nucleotide messenger RNA. The record is from the annotation of a GenBank genome assembly. NCBI's taxonomy places the organism in Eukaryota, Metazoa, Arthropoda, Ostracoda, Podocopida, Darwinulidae.
CGAAAAGGAGAUCCGUCAUUUUCGAGGGAAACCAUGAAGCUAGCCUGGAGCCUCCUCGUCUUCUUUGCCUUCGCGUCCGCGGACGAGCGCGAAGUGUGGGAGGGAGCGGGCGACGAGUGCUGGUACCUCAUCCUGGAGGGGACCUACGGCCAAUGCAUGCAGGAGGAUUGCUGCGCCCACGAGUUCUGGCUGUCCGGGAAGUGCCCGUCGUACGGCGGGGACUGGAGGUGCUGCUUCUCGCACAACCAAUGCGCCCAGGAAUGCGGGUCAUGCUCGGACUCGGUCGCCAAGGAAUACGCGUGCAAGCUAAUGGUGAUGCACGAGACCGAGAGGAUCUUCCUCAAGCCGAAUCAUUUCAACGAACUGGGCAACGAUCCGUACGACGGCGCCGCGGUCCUCUCCAACAUCAGGGACACCUGCCUCGGCCGACAGGCCAAGAGAUCCGCGUAUUGUGCCGAGGCGCCGGGCGGUUGUGCUUGCCUCAGAGGGUCCAUGGUCAAGGCGCUCUACGAAUACGCCAACCGGUUUUGGAAUAACUACGGCGAACGUCUCGAGGUUUGUGCGUGGCACUUUGCUCUUUUCGGUGAAUUCCCUCGCCGGAAGCUGCCAUUCCUCCCUGAACUCGUGGCACUAUGUGGGCAACGCUUUCGAUGUCGCCUGCUCCACCCCCUUGUGAGUUUCAUCUGCCUCCUCUUGUCGUCUAUGAGAGAGCGGAGGAUGAGAUGUGCUUUCGCGUUCAGCUGGCACUGCGAGGAGCUGGUGGCGUUCGUCCGGCAAUAUCCCCUGGAGGAGCUGUGCUAUCCCGGCGGGCCGUGCUCGGGACACGAGACCUGGGUCCAUGCCGCCUUUGUCUGA